This is a messenger RNA of Ilex paraguariensis (yerba mate), 2631 nucleotides long. NCBI's taxonomy places the organism in Eukaryota, Viridiplantae, Streptophyta, Magnoliopsida, Aquifoliales, Aquifoliaceae. The record is from the annotation of a GenBank genome assembly.
AUGGCUUUUAAUCUUGAGAGCUUCAUGCUAAUUUUCCAACUCACCUUUUAUUUCAUCCUUCUUCUGUCCCUCAAUUUGUAUAUUCCAAAGUCUGUCACAGCAACCAAACUUGGAAAUGAGACUGAUAAGCUAGCAUUGCUCGACUUCAAGUCCAAAAUAAGUGAUGAUCCUUUUGGAGUUUUGGCCUCGUGGAAUAAAUCCUUCCCAUUCUGCCAGUGGGUGGGAGUUACAUGUGGCCUCAAACACCAAAGAGUCGUCAGCUUGCACCUACAUAAUCAGAAGUUGGUUGGAACCAUAUCACCCCACGUUGGAAAUCUUUCUUUCCUCCGAUCCUUCAACUUGGCAAUCAACUCAUUUCAUAAUGAAAUCCCAUCAGAAGUGGGUUGUUUGUUCAGGCUUCGAGAGUUCAACCUGAGCAAUAAUCUUCUACAAGGAGAAAUUCCUGUCAGUCUGUCGCGUUGUACCAAACUCAUAAAUCUCCAGCUAGGUUACAACCUUCUCAAAGGUCGAGUUCCUUUCGAGCUUGGGACUGACAUUGGCUUAGUGCUUCCAAACCUCCAAAUACUUGUUUUGACACAUUGUCAAUUCAGUGGACCCAUUCCAGCUUCAUUGUCCAAUGCUUCAGAUUCUCUUCUUCUUGGUUUCGGUGAGAACAAUCCAAUGCUUCAGAUUCUCUUCUUCUUGAUCCUCUCCUUUUAUGGCAAUCGUCUUCGUGGUGACUCGGAUUUUCUCACGUCAUUGACCAAUUGCAGCAAGCUAAGAAUACUGGACAUCAGCUUGAACCAGUUUGGAGGUAUUUUGCCUACCUCCAUUGUGAAUCUGUCAUCACAACUGACAUGGCUAAUGCUUGGAGGCAAUAAUUUUGGUGGAAACAUUCCUCCAGAGAUCUCAAAUCUCUUUAACUUGAAUGUUCUUGUAAUGUCUACUAACUUAUUAUGGGGUAAUAUUCCAGCUUCAAUUGGAAAGCUUUCAAAGCUACACGGUCUAUAUUUGGCUGUGAACCAAUUGACAGGAGAGAUACCCUUUUCCCUCGGCAACCUCACUCAGUUGUUGACUCUAAAUUUGAGAUUAAACAAUUUUUCAGGAAGCAUACCUUCAAGGACGUGCAAAAUCGGUAACCUUCAAAGUACGGUUGAAAUUUAUGUUUCAAACAACAAACUAUCCAGUGAGAUUCCUAGCACACUAGGGCGUCUAUUUGCCUUGCAACGACUUCAUAUGCAUGGAAACUUAUUCGAAGGAUCUAUUCCUCCAUUGAAUGGAUUAAAGGGUCUUCGAUAUCUGGAUCUUUCGCGCAACAACUUGUCAGCUCGAUUUCCACAAUAUUUGGAGACUUUUUCCUCCUUAAUAUAUGUUAACCUUUCGUUCAACAAUCUUGAUGGAGAGGUGCCCAGUCAAGGAAUAUUCCAAAAUGCAACAGCAGUUAAGCUACAGGGCAAUAUUAACCUUUGUGAAGGGAUCCCAGACCUGCACCUAAAACCAUGCCUUGUUCAGAAACACAAAAAAGGGUCAUACCUAAAAUUGAUUUUACUUAUUGUCAUUCCUUUUUUAUUUCUAGCUCUGGCAAUGGUUUUUCUGUCAGUACAACUGAUAAGAAAAAUGAAGAUGAAACGUCCUUCCUUAACUUCUGUCGGACAAUUUCAUCCCAAAAUAUCUUACCAGGAACUCCUCAAUGCCACAGGAGGGUUUUCGUCAGGCAAUUUGAUAGGCUCAGGUAGUUUUGGAGUGGUAUAUACGGGAACUCUAUGUCCAGAGGGAACAAAUGUUGCAGUGAAGGUACUCAAACUCAGCCAAUGCAGAGCUUCCAAGAGUUUUAUGGUCGAAUGUCGAGCCCUAAGCAACAUUAGACAUCGAAAUCUUGUCAGGAUCAUAACUGCUUGCUCAAGCAUUGAUUUUGGGCGCAAUGAUUUCAAUGCACUAGUAUACGAGUUCAUGCCAAAUGGGAGCCUGGAACACUGGCUUCAUCCGGAAAAUGGUCACACACAAUUGAGAAAUUUGGAUCUUCUCCAGAGAAUAAAAAUCGCGAUAGAUGUGGCUUCCGCAUUGCAUUAUCUUCAUAAAAAAUGCGAAGCACGAGUCAUUCAUUGUGAUGUAAAGCCAAGCAAUGUUCUACUUGACAAUGACUUUACUGCUCACCUAAGUGAUUUUGGUUUGGCCAGGCUCCUUUCAAAAUCGGGCAUAGAAGCUGUUUUGAGUCAAUUUAACUCUGUUGGUGUUAUGGGAACCACCGGAUAUACAGCUCCAGAGUAUGGGAUGGGUGCUCGGAUGUCAACUCAUGGAGAUGUGUACUGUUAUGGGAUUCUCUUGUUGGAGAUGUUCACAGGAAAAAGACCAACUGACAAAUCAUUCAGUGAUGAUUUAAACCUUCAUAAUUCAGUUAAGAUGGCAUUGCCGGUGUUGGUAACAGAGGUGGUGGACCAAUUUUUACUAACAGAAGGGAUGCAAGAAGCUCAAAGCAGCAUUGGAAGUUCCAGUAACCAUAGAAAUGAAUGCAUUGAAUGCUUAACAUCUAUACUGGAAAUUGGAAUUGCAUGUUCUGCAGAAUCCCCAAGCGACAGAAUGGACAUCAAAGAUGUUGAGUAUCGUCUACUUUCAAUUAGAGGCAAAUUCAUUGGACCAAGAAGGCAUCAUUAA